Molecule: messenger RNA, 582 nt
Organism: Cebus imitator (Panamanian white-faced capuchin)
Lineage: Eukaryota; Metazoa; Chordata; Mammalia; Primates; Cebidae
Gene: FABP9
Product: fatty acid binding protein 9
Exons: 4
Coding region: 56-454 (132 amino acids)
Biological process (GO): fatty acid transport
Cellular component (GO): cytosol; nucleus
Molecular function (GO): fatty acid binding
Source: RefSeq, a predicted model, not a curated record
CCUGUAUUUCUUUGGUUUUCAAUUAUAAGUGGCUCUUCUCAGCAAGUAUUCCAAGAUGGUUGAGCCCUUCUUGGGAACCUGGAAGCUGGUCUCCAGUGAAAACUUUGAGGAUUGCAUGAAAGAACUGGGAGUGGAUUUUGCAGCCCGGAAUGUAGCAGGUUUAGUGAAGCUGACAGUAAGUAUUAGUGUUGAUGGGAAAACGAUGACCAUAAGAACGGAAAGUUCUUUCCGGAACACUAAGAUCUCCUUCAAGUGGGGGGAAGAAUUUGAUGAAACCACAGCAGACAACCGGAAAGUAAAGAGCACCAUAACAUUAGAGAAUGGCUCAAUGAUUCAGGUCCAAAAAUGGCUCAGCAAAGAGACAACAAUCAAAAGAAAAAUUGUGGGUGAAAAAAUGGUAGUGGAAUGUAAAAUGAAUAAUUUUGUCAGCACCAGAAUCUAUGAAAAGGUGUGAAGAAAGUUCACAGCAAUGAAAACUUGUUCACCAACAGGGAACUAGUACUUGAAGAAGAUAGCUUCAGGGCCAAUGACUAUUAAAAAAUGUCUCAAUAUAAAUUUGCUCAAUGAAAGCAUCAAAUUAAG